CGUUUCAGGCGGGAAUUUUCAGCGCUCCAGGUGGCAGUAGUCAUGGCAGAAGAGUGGGAGUCGUUUGUUGAGGAGGAGGAGGUUGAUGAGGAAGAGGAGAUCUUGACUCCGGCAGAGCUUAUCCGCAAACUGGAAGAGGCUUGGCUGAAUGAGAAGUUUUCUCCUGACCUUCUGGAAUGUAAAUCUGAAAUUGUGGAAUGUGUCAUGGAACAAUUGAAUCACAUGGAAAAGAAUCUGCAGCGAGCCAAGAAGGGAGACCUGAAAAUCACCAUUCACAGGAUGGAAAUGGAGAGGAUUCGUUACGUCCUCAGCAGCUAUUUGAGGUCUCGGUUACAAAAGAUUGAGAAGUUUUUCCCUCACAUUUUAGAGAAGGAGAAGUCCCGUCUUGAGACAGAACCUUCUUAUUUAUCUGCACAAGAAGCUGCUUUUGCAAAAGAAUAUGCGACAAAUUGUGAAGCACACCUGAGGAACCUUGCCUUGAAGCGCAUGCCUCCUAACCUGCAAGCUCUGGACAUGAUGAAAGCUGUUCCCAAACCCAACAUGGAUUCUUUUGUUUUUCUGAGAGUGAAGGAGAAGCAGGAGAAUGUACUGGUGGCGCCUGAGAGAGAGGAUCAGAGAGAAUAUACUGUUGAUUUGGAGGAAGGAUCACAACAUCUGAUGCGAUACCGGACAAUUGCUCCUCUUGUGGCUAGUGGUGCUGUGCAGCUGAUCUAAAUGGGAAUAUGGAGAGUAUUGUUAUUUCAGAUCAUGCUCCAAUGAAACUUUCCAUCAAGUUAAUGGACACCUCUUGUACUAGCAGAUAAUGGCGAUUUAACCCUAUUUUGCUUCAAGAUCAGGACUUUGUCAAAUUUAUAAAGGAGCAGAUUGAUUUCUUCUUUUCAACUAAUACUACGGAAGAAGUUUCCAAUGGAACUGUUUGGGACGCCUUUAAAGCUUAUAUCCGUGGUCAGAUUAUUUCCUAUUCGGCCGGUUUGAAAAGACGUGUUAACAAUGAAAUACUUUUGUUGGUUGAUAAAAUUAAGGAAGUCGAUAAAAAAUAUGCUAUUUCUCCCAGUAAGGAGCUGUACAAACGCAGAGUUGAACUCCAAUUAGAACAUAGCUUAUUAUUAACAUCCUCGAUUGAAAAUCAAUUAAUGAGAACUAGAAGUGAUUUUUAUAUUCAUAGUGAUAAAUCGGGUAAAUUACUGGCCAACCAAUUGAAAUUUGAUUCGGUUAAACGUCAAAUUACUAAGAUUCGCAAACAGGAUGAUACUUUCACAGUUGGGAUAAACCAAACCUUUCAAGAAUUUUAUACUUCUUUAUGUCACUGUGAUUUUCCUCAUGAUUCUAAUUUCAUGCAUGAUUUUUUAGGUAAAUUGAGUUUUUUGAAAUUAUCAACCGAAGAGUCCCUAUCAUUAGAAACUUCCAUUUCAGAGGAAGAAAUAAUAACUGCAAUCUCAUCAUUGAAUUCCGGUAAAGUGCCCGGUCCGGAUGGGUUUACAGUGGAAUUUAAAAAAAUUUUUUUCCUCCAUUCUUUCUUCUAAGUUGUCUAGAAUAUUCAAGGAAGCAAUCAGUUUAGGUAAAUUACCACAAUCGUUUUACGAAGCCUCUAUUUCCUUAAUUCUUAAAAAGAAUAAAGAUCCUACUGAUUGUGCAUCAUACAGACCGAUAUCUCUUCUGAAUGUAGACUCUUAAAAUUUUUUCAAAAAUUCUAGCAACUAGAUUGGAGAAGGUGUUACCUCAAAUUAUUUCUAUGGAUCAAACCGGAUUUAUUAAAAAUCGCUAUUCAUCUAAUAUUAGGAGGUUAAUGAAUAUUGUUUAUACCCCCUCAUUUACUACCCCGGAAUGUAUUAUCUCUUUAGAUGCUGAGAAAGCCUUUGACAGAGUUGAAUGGCCUUAUUUAUUUAAUGUUCUUGAGAAAUUUAAUUUUAAUUUGACAUUUAUAUCUUGGAUUAAAUUGUUAUACUACUCCCCGGUAGCCUCGGUUUGUACAAAUAAUUAUAGAUCUUUUUUUCGUCUUUUUCGUGGCACUAGGCAAAGUUGCCCUCUUAGUCCUUCACUAUAAAAUAUUGCUCUUGAACCUUUAGCAAUUGCUAUUCGUGACUCGCCAAAUAUUGUUGGUAUCACCCGUGGAAAUGAAAUACAUAAAUUAUCAUUAUAUGCAGACGAUUUGUUGUUAUAUAUCUCUAACCCGGAGAAGUCAAUUCUUGCUAUCUUAGCUCAAUUUAAUAACUUCUCUGGUUACAAAUUGAAUCUUAAUAAGAGUGAAUUAUUCCCUUUAAAUAAGCAUGUACCUACUUAUGGACGUUUACCAUUUAAAUUGGUUACUGAUUCAUUUAUAUAUUUAGGGAUAACAAUUACGAAAAAAUAUAAAGAUUUAUUUAAAGCUAAUUUUUUUACCUUUAAUUGAUCAGAUUAAACUUUUAUUUACCAAAUGGUCGCCAAUCUCUUUGUCUUUGAUUGGUCGGAUUAAUGCUAUUAAGAUGAUCAUUUUGCCCAAAUUUUUGUAUAUAUUCCAAUCGGUCCCAAAAAAUCUUUUUUUGAUAAUGUAGAUUCAAAAAUUCCUCGUAUAUUUGGCAAAAUAAAAAUCCUAGGUUAGGUAAAAGGUACCUACAGAAAUCUAAAAAGGAGGGGGGACUCGCCCUCCCAAAUUUUAGAUUUUAUUACUGGGCAAUUAAUAUUCGAUAUUUAAAAUUUUGGUUACGAGAUUUGGACAUAUCUUUAAACCCUCAUUGGGUAAAUCUUGAAUCUAAUUCAUUACAAGGGUUUUCCUUGGGUUCGGUUUUAGGAACUUCACUUCCUUUUCCUUCUUUUAAAUUAUAUAAACAAAUGAAUAACCCAAUAGUUAAGCAUACUUUACGUAUAUGGUUUCAAUUCCGAAGAUUUUUUGGGUUUAAUCAAUUUAUUCUAGCAAGUCCCAUGAUAUCAAAUUUUCUUUUUCAACCUUCCACGAUGGAUCAAGCUUACUUUGAUUGGAAAACCAAAGGUAUAAUAUCUUUUCGCGAUUUAUUUUUGGAUAAUUGUUCUAUGUCUUUUGAUCAACUCUCUAAUAAAUAUAAUUUACCCAGAUCUCACUUUUUUAGAUAUUUACAGAUUAGAAACUUUUUAAUUACUGUUUCCCCUAAUUUUCCACACCCAUAUCCAAUGGACAUUUUGGAAAAAAUCAUAGAUUUAAAUCUCUCUCAGAAAAGUGUAGUAGCAAUUAUAUAUAAUAUAAUUAUGAAUUUAUGUCCUGAUGCUUCUAAUAAAAUUAAAGCUGACUGGGAAAGAGAACUUGAGAUUAAUAUACCGACUGAAAAAUGGGAAAAAAUUCUUCAGUUGGUGAAUUCAUCCUCUGUAUGUGCUAAGCAUAGGUUGAUACAGUUUACAGUAGUGCACAGGACUCACAUGUCCAAAGAUAAACUAUCUCGUUAUUACUCUUCUAUUAAUCCAAUAUGUGACAGAUGUCAUUUCGAGAUAGCUUCUUUAA
Molecule: messenger RNA, 3448 nt
Organism: Mobula hypostoma (lesser devil ray)
Lineage: Eukaryota; Metazoa; Chordata; Chondrichthyes; Myliobatiformes; Myliobatidae
Gene: gins4
Product: GINS complex subunit 4 (Sld5 homolog)
Exons: 8
Coding region: 43-714 (223 amino acids)
Biological process (GO): DNA-templated DNA replication; double-strand break repair via break-induced replication
Cellular component (GO): GINS complex
Source: RefSeq, a predicted model, not a curated record